AUGGCUUUCCGAAACACUGCCAUCGUGGCCGGCACGAUUCUGACGGGAGUUCUCGCCUACGCCGUUUAUUUCGAUCACAAGCGCCAAAGCGACCCUAGCUUCCGCAAGUCUCUGAAGAAGAACAACAAGAAGGUCGAACAAAGCGUGAAACAGGAGGCUGAGGCCGGCGCCGCAGCCAGACUCGCAGAGCUCAAGAAUGCGCUCGAACAAGUGAAGAAGAACGGUGAACUCCCAACAAAUCUCGAAGAGAAGGAAAGCUUCUUUAUGAACCAAGUCGCACUGGGCGAAUCUCUUUGUGCCUCGGAAGGCUCCCAAGUCGAAGCAGCAAUUGCCUUUUGGAAAGCAUUGAAGGUUUACCCCCAGCCUCAGGAUUUGAUCGGAAUUUACGACAAGACCGUUCCCAAGGAAACCCUCGAGAUUCUCGCCGAGCUUAUUGCACUUGAUGGUCAAUCCACCGGCGCCAAGGCUGGCCCUGACGAUAACAUCGAAUAA
Penicillium mononematosum is the source of this 492-nucleotide messenger RNA. Its product is annotated as TOM complex receptor protein TOM20. Gene Ontology annotation, cellular component: mitochondrial outer membrane; mitochondrial outer membrane translocase complex. The record is from RefSeq and is a predicted model, not a curated record. Bases 1 to 492 code for a protein of 163 amino acids. Gene Ontology annotation, molecular function: transmembrane protein transporter activity. Gene Ontology annotation, biological process: protein targeting; protein import into mitochondrial matrix; tRNA import into mitochondrion. NCBI's taxonomy places the organism in Eukaryota, Fungi, Ascomycota, Eurotiomycetes, Eurotiales, Aspergillaceae. The transcript has 4 exons.